AUGCCACUCCCACCUUUUCCCACACAACAACCGCCUCCAUGCGAUGAACCGGCUUGGGUGUUACCCAGCCGAACUUUCAAACCCUCGUCCUCUUGCAAGGCCUCCCCCUUGAAGACCUCUGGGCCCAAGUACUUCUCCAGGGCCGUGUUUGAUGAUGCAGAUCAUGUUGUUUCAUCCUUGGACACACUUGAGGCCUCCCCUAGUCCCAGGCCCCGGAAGAGCACCAUAUCGAAGCCAAGGCCCAGUCAAGCCCACAAAAAACAGGUUCAGGAGUGGAAGGCCCUCCUCCACAUCCUUGAGGCUGCACCUGUGAUGGAUAUGCCUGCCAAAGAGGCUGAUCCGCUCCAGUGGAUUGAGGACUUUGGCGGUCAAUAUGAAACAGGGUCUUUAGCGGAGUGGACUUUGAACCGUAUCUGCCAGCUCCUUGAGCAAUCCAAGGAUGACACCCUGGGUGUGAUUGAGGCUGUUGACGCUGUGCUGGCUGGCUUCUGUAAAAAGGGGUCAGAUAGCAAGCUUCUGCUGAUUGGUCAGGCCAAUAUCACCACCUAUCGAAGUGAGAUUCGAACUUGGUUGGUGGAUCGGGAUGAGUCCUUUUGGCUUUUGCAGGAGACACAUGUCACUGAAUCAGACACCAGAGCCCUGGUGAACAAAUUCCAAUCUGUUGGAAAGCAAGCUUGGGCGGGCCCUGCUGCACCGACCCAGGGAGGAUCUUCAGGGGGCCUCCUCACCCUGGCUCCUUCCCAUCGCAAUGCGGCGACUGGCCCGGCUUUCCUCUUGGAUGGCAAAGGGUUUGUGUCGGUUUCAAUUAGGUUUAGGGGUUGGGACCUCCUCCUGGUCAACCUUUACCUCCAGUCCGGUGUGGGCCCGACCGGAGGGGUUAACCCGGAGAUCCUUAGGAGGUUGGCUGCGCUCCUUAGCCAAACCAGCACGCCCUGGCUGGUUCUUGGUGAUUGGAACUGCCCUCCUGAUGAACUCCUACGACUUGGAUACCCUACCAUGGUUAAGGGCCGGUUGGCGGUGCCGACAAGCCCCACAAUCAAUACGGGGGGAACUUUGGAUUAUGCGUUAGCGUCGGCCAAUCUAGCGCCGGCCAUUACACUUACUCCUUGUUGGGACGUUGUGGCCCGGGCUCAGGAGCUUGCUCGUCCUGUGGUUCCACCCUUCUCCGCCUAG
Molecule: messenger RNA, 1173 nt
Organism: Symbiodinium natans
Lineage: Eukaryota; Dinophyceae; Suessiales; Symbiodiniaceae
Source: the annotation of a GenBank genome assembly